Messenger RNA from Chinchilla lanigera (long-tailed chinchilla), 2711 nucleotides. It is a transcript of the gene Shc3, whose product is annotated as SHC (Src homology 2 domain containing) transforming protein 3. Gene Ontology annotation, molecular function: receptor tyrosine kinase binding. Lineage: Eukaryota; Metazoa; Chordata; Mammalia; Rodentia; Chinchillidae. The record is from RefSeq and is a predicted model, not a curated record. Gene Ontology annotation, cellular component: plasma membrane. Gene Ontology annotation, biological process: intracellular signal transduction; cell surface receptor protein tyrosine kinase signaling pathway.
UUGAUUUGAAAAGAAAAAAAGAAAGCCCCAGGGAAUUGCCACUUUCUGUUCACCUGGGGGGUGGUGGUGGUGGUGAAUAGUUCUUUGCUUUUUUCUAUGUGAAAAUUCUUGCUGCUUUCCAAAUCAGAUUCAGGAAGAUUCGCUGAAGACUUAUUCUUAAACAGCCUUAGUCAUAUUUUAAUGCAUCGCUGUCAGACACUUUUGGGGCUCACGCAGAUGAGCUGAGCAGGGAAGAGAAAAACCUAACAGGGACUCCUGGGGUCUCCGAAAGUUCAUUCUAUCACUGGAAGAACUGGGUUUAGCUUUGGCACCAAUGCGGAACGGGGGAUGGGAAAGUGAAAAAUCAAAGGUUGGAAGGGAAAGAAUCUGGGAAGGUAGAAAAAGGAAAUUUGAGAAUUGAUUGGCUCCAGUUGCUGUCAGCGGGUGGAUGUCGUUUUUUUCUUCCUUUCUUCUUCUUUUUUUUUUUCCCUACAGGAAGUGAUUUGCAGUGCUCACCGAGCCUUUGUUGAGAGGGGCUCCUCGCAGAGUGAGUCAUGCUUUUGCUGAGAGCAGCCCGAGCAGCUGGGCUCUCUCUCCACCAGAGGCAACUAUGACUUUUGCAAAGCAGACGUUCCACCCUGAGCAGCGGGCUCUGCGGCCGGGGAUGCGCGGCCGCCGCUGGGCUGGCUUUUGAUGGUGGAGGGCCCGGUGCUCAGACCUCGCUGUCCCUCUGCAGAAGGCUGUCGUGGGACCCCGGCUCUCCGUCCCGCUCCGGGGCCCGCGGCUCGCCUGCUAUGCGCGGCAGCCCGCGCCGGGGCCGGCACCAGCGGCGCCCGGGCGGAUGCGGCGAGCCCACGGAGGGGCAUGCUUCCACGCACCAAGUACAACCGCUUCAGGAAUGACUCGGUGACCUCGGUCGAUGACCUCCUGCACAGCCUGUCGGUGAACGGCGGCGGCAGCGGCGGCGGCAAGGUCUCGGCGGCGCGCGCGACCCCCGCGGCGGCCCCCUACUUGGUGUCCGGCGAGGCGCUGCGCAAGGCGCCCGACGAUGGGCCCGGCAGCCUGGGCCACCUGCUCCACAAGGUGUCCCACCUGAAACUCUCCAGCUCCGCUGCGCCCCGGCCAGUAUGAGCGCGGCCAAGAAGGGCCGGCCGGGCGACGAGCCGCUGCCCAGGCCGCCCCGGGGGGCGCAGCACGCCAGCGACCAGGUGCUGGGGGCCGGAGUCACCUACGUGGUCAAGUACUUGGGGUGCAUUGAAGUUCUGCGCUCAAUGAGGUCUCUUGACUUCAGUACAAGGACACAAAUCACCAGGGAAGCCAUCAGCCGUGUUUGCGAAGCAGUACCUGGUGCCAGAGGAGCCCUCAAGAAGAGAAAGCCUCCAAGCAAAAUGCUGUCCAGCAUCCUGGGAAAGAGCAAUCUCCAGUUUGCAGGGAUGAGCAUCUCUCUGACUAUCUCCACCGCCAGCUUGAACCUGCGAACACCUGACUCCAAACAGAUCAUCGCCAAUCAUCACAUGCAAUCCAUCUCCUUCGCCUCCGGGGGAGACCCGGACACAACAGACUACGUUGCCUAUGUAGCGAAGGACCCCGUUAAUCGCAGAGCCUGUCACAUUCUCGAGUGCUGCGAUGGGCUGGCCCAGGAUGUCAUUGGCUCCAUUGGACAAGCAUUUGAGCUCCGGUUUAAGCAAUACUUGCAGUGUCCUUCCAAGAUUCCGGCUCUCCAGGACCGAAUGCAGAGUCUGGACGAGCCCUGGACAGAAGAAGAGGGAGAAGGCCCAGACCACCCAUACUACAACAGUAUUCCCAGCAAGAUGCCCCCUCCAGGGGGGUUUCUCGACGCUCGACUGAAAACCAGACCCCAAGCCCCUGACACCGCACAAUUUGCAGGAAAAGAGCAAACUUAUUACCAAGGAAGACAUUUAGGAGAUGUAUUUGGUGAAGACUGGCAGAAAGCACCCAGCAGGCAAGGGUCCUUGGACAUCUACAGCACACCGGAAGGGAAAGCGCCUGGGCCCGCCGUGGGAGAAGGACCCACCUAUGUCAACACCCGACACAUCCCCCCGCAGGCCCGGCCAGCCACGGCCAGCAGCGCAGACAGCAGCCCACGGAAAGACCUCUUUGACAUGAAGCCUUUUGAAGAUGCUCUCAAGAACCAGGCCGUGGGGCCUGUGUUGAGCAAGGCUGCCUCCGUGGAGUGUAUCAGUCCGGUCUCACCCAGAGCCCCAGACGCCAAGAUACUGGAGGAGCUGCAUGCUGAGCCUUGGUACCAGGGGGAGAUGAGCAGGAAGGAGGCGGAGGGGCUGCUGGAGAAAGACGGAGACUUCCUGGUCAGGAAGAGCACCACCAACCCCGGCUCCUUUGUUCUCACGGGCAUGCACAACGGCCAGGCUAAACACCUGCUGCUGGUGGACCCCGAAGGCACGAUCCGGACGAAGGACAGGGUCUUCGAUAGCAUCAGCCACCUCAUCAACCACCACCUGGAGAGCAGUCUGCCCAUCGUCUCGGCUGGGAGCGAGCUCUGCCUCCAGCAGCCGGUGGAGAGAAGACAGUGAGGGGUGCAGCCCAUCCUGACCCUCAGCACCAGGUCAGGGGCCCGGAGUGCACAGGCCCUGGGGAGCUGCUCCAGGGUCAGCGCCUCCCUCAAAAGCCCUCAGAGAAAGGCUUCCUUCAGAUUCAAGUUUCAUAAACUUGUUCCAGAUUUCUCAUGCAUAUUAAAGGUGUACAUACCUAUA